Molecule: messenger RNA, 7656 nt
Organism: Trichobilharzia regenti
Lineage: Eukaryota; Metazoa; Platyhelminthes; Trematoda; Strigeidida; Schistosomatidae
Source: the annotation of a GenBank genome assembly
GGUGUACCGCUUGAGAAUAAUAUUCUAACGUUGCUCGAUGAGAAAGACGAUUAUUUGGCCUGCGUGACGCAUGUCCUAACCAUGUCGAUCGAUUCAACCUGAUAUUUCAUCUGCUUCCCUCAAUGUGCAGUGUUAGGCGAAUUCAUGUAAUCUUGUAGAAUUUCUAAUCGGUGGGCACCGAAUUUCAGUCAUUACCAAUUGUCCAGUCGAAGUAUUCACUACAGUCUUAAAGGUGGUCAAUCACAAACCUCUAUAGGACUGUGGAAACCUCCCUGGAUGCAACACUGAGUGACCUGGGUUCGAGUCUCAAAGAGGAUAGAAGCUCCUUCAGAAUUACAGAUACGUCUUGCCGACAAGUGCCAACAAGCAUGAAACCAAUCCAAGGUUCCUUUCCGAUCGCCUUCUACCAUCUGAUUGAAACAAUUGACAUUGCAUUUUGUAGUCGUAAGCCACCUACCAUUGUGGCCACAUUGCAAACUUGACUGGUCGAAAUAGUUAACCCACGGUGUGGAUGCAUACUGCUGACAAUGAUUGGUAUUCUGUUGAAAAAUGUCUAGUCCAUGUUUUGUUUCCCGUCCACUUCUUGCUGAUGUACAUGAAUCCUUAAAUACUCUACUCCAGUUUAUUAUCAAUUCAGCUCUGAAUCGUUCUAACAAUCAGUCUGUCUCAUCAUCAAGUAGCAGCAGCCAUAGCGCCAGUAAUAGCGGAUCGGCUAUGAAAACAGGUGGAGCUGGUUCAACUCAGUCUCAUUUACAAACGAAUAGACUUCCAGCACCCCGACGUAAGGCAGCAGCACCGACCUCUGCUGGCGGUGGCGGCGGCAGUGGUAGUCUAGUCUGUCCAUCUGUGAUGACAACAGACAACAUUCCAACGUUGAACAGUAAUAAUUUCUUAAACAAUUUCUCCCUACCAAUGGAACAUCCACCUAUGGAACUUUCAUUUGUCAAUGAACCCAUUAAAAUCCAGUUGAGUAAAGAAGCCGAAGCCGAGGCGAAUACGUUCUUUCAAAAGCUAUUGGAAGGCAUUAGUCCACCAGAUGAAAUGUUCAAAACGCUGUACGAUUUCGCUACUCAAGGUACACCGGCUCAACGAAAACUUUUAGAUGGAAUUCUACGUAUGCUAGCCGAUGAAGUCUCUCGACAUUUACAAGAUUAUCCUGAAGUUAUGCUACCGUUGAUCGCUGAUUUGUACGGUAGUGUUCUUGCAGCUAGUACUCAUCUCUUUUCAAUGCGUGCACUUUCAAUGCUAUGGCGUUCUGUAUUAGCUCGAUUGUUUAUUCUGCCACCUGAGACACACAUGGAUGCACCAUUGUUUCGAGCAAUGGUACAUAUUCUUAUGAAAGCCAAAAAUACAUUUGUGCAUUUUUCAAAUCUUCCCAACUGUUUGGCCAGUUGUCCAGUCUUUAAACUGUUUCCACAUGACCUUCAAAGUUACAUUCUAAAUUCUGAAAUAGCCAUAAAGAAUUAUACAAUUUCACAACAGAAUGCUUCUUUAACUAAGAAUUUAACAACUACUGGAAGUAAUCCAUCGAAUCAACUUGUCAGUGGUAGUAGUAGUGGUGGUGCUGUUGCCGGUGUCGCUGGUAGUGGCAGCGGUGGUGGACAUUAUCAACAACACGCUGAAUCAUUGACCCCAUCGACUAGUUUAAAUUUAACCAUGUCAACGUCUACGACUACAAAUGACGUCUGUUUAAAAGCGCCUGAUGCACCAGAAGAAAGUAUUUCUGAUCGUAUCUACUUUUUAUUCAAUAAUGUAUCAAAGGUGAAUGCUAAAGAGAAAUCAAAUGAAUUAGCAAGUCUGCUAUCUGAGGAUCGAUUAAUCCCAUGGUUUGCAUUUUAUCUUGUGAGUAAACGUAUCCCUGUUGAACAAACAUUCCAUGAUCUGUUUGCAAUAGUUCUUGAUCAUAUACAAGAACGUGUACCAAAUGUGCGACCAAAGGUGAUGUUUGAACUUAUCCGACAUAUCAAGUUUCUGUUACGCAAUAUGCGUCUCGAUAAAGAUGAUAUGCAAGCCCGUAGUACAUUGAAAAAUUUUGGCAGUUUUCUUGGUCUUAUCACUCUGGCGCGUAAUAAACCAGUCCUGCAUGAUGAUUUAAACAUUAAAGAUCUUAUCUAUGAAGCGUAUUAUAAAGGUCCUAUACCUACACAGUAUGUAGUACCAUUUGUUGCGCGUGUUGUUCGUGGAGCUACUGAAAGUUUAGUCUUUCGUCCGCCUAAUCCAUGGACUAUGGCAAUACUCAAGGUGUUACGUGAAUUAUACGAUAUGGAUAAUGUGAAAGAUUGUCUACGAUUCGAAAUCGAAAUCCUCUAUCGAGCUUUUGACUUAAAUCUGAAUGAAAUACCCUCAGCACAUUUCCUGCGGGAUCCAACGCAUUCCUCAAAUCUAGACAUAGAACUUUGCUUUAUUGCUACAACGACAACAACAACAGGGACAAGUGUAACUACUACAGGUCAAAUUGUUAUCGCAACGACGACUACCUCUGGAAUAACUAGUCUUGAUACAUCAUCAAUUUAUUCUGGUAUUAGUUCUUCGACAGCCGCAGGAGAGUUGUCUGUAGCAGCUAUGACUCUACCAACAACAACAUUCUCAACUGGACCAUCUGUCUCAAGUUUAUCGUCCUCAUCAUCACAACAACACCAGCAACAGCAACAAAAACAACAACAAGUCUCCAGUCUGUAUUCCUUAGUUCAAAAACAACAAGUUUCUACAAUGGAGUCUUUAUCGUCGGCACAACAACAUCAACAACAACAACAAUCUGCUUAUUCGGUAGGUUCAAUGGCUGCUGGUUUAGAUAUUGCCAAUUUAGUUCAAAACUCUACCGGUUCCGGUGCAAAUCCUAACCGUCAGACAGCAGCAGCAUUCGCUGCCGCUGUAGCCGCAAUCAAGAAACAGCAAUUCGGUGGUCCCCCGGGUACCUGUCCAUCAACCUCAGUAUUGUCUAUGCAACAGCAUCAACAACAGUUGAAUGCUGCUAUGGCUGCAUUUCAGCAUACACCGGUGGCUGCUGCAGCAGCUGCGGUGGCGGCCGCGGCUGCACAACAACAACAGCAGCAAGCUCAACUAUCUCAUCAACAGUCGUCUGCAACACCACAAGGUGUCCUGCCUACUCACAAUAACUCUCUGCCUCAAUCCGUUGUUAACGGGCAGUCGUCGACAGCUACUACUGGCUCAUCAUUGAGUGGUGAUAUGGGCGUUGGUAGUGCUGGUGGCGGCGGUACCAUGUUCACUGGACAUUUAUUACGUUAUGAAGAUGUGAAUAUCCGUAGUAUUCGAGCCUGUUUGAAUUUGGAUGAACUGCUGACUAACGCAGCACUUGGUAGUCGAAAUAGUGGUACUAAUCCGAAUGCAAUUACUGCUGCAUUUGCGCUACUACAAGCAAAUCCUCGACUGCGUAGUUUAAUUGAACCUGCUGUUAUACGAGCCAUCAAUGAAUUGACUACCCCAGUAUUUGAACGAUGUGCACGUAUCACUGUGACUACAGUUGUAGCAAGUGUUCGUAAAGACUUCGCCCUAGAUCCAGAUCCUGGACGUAUGUUAUACGCUGCGUGUCAAAUGAUUCGACAUCUUGCUGCUGGAAUGUCAUUGAUUACUGCAAGAGAAGCUUUGGGAAUGUCAUUAGUGACUAGUUUAAAAAAUAUUCUUGCUGAAGUACAAUCGGCUACUGGUCAAGAGAAAGAAGCUGUUCAACAAUUGGCCUAUCUGGUCGUUGGUCGAAGUAUGCAUGUUUGCCUAGCAUAUAUGCAAAAGUCAGUUGCAGAGAAAGCUGUGAAAGAAGUUGAGAAAAAGUUAGAAGGUGAAAUUAAACUUCGUACUGAACUUGGUCCCAUACGCUUUAUGGAACAGGCUGUCAAUCAAUUGUCACCUCAACAAUCCUCUAUGCCUGAUUGUCUACGCCUUUCUACUGGUGGUCCAAAUGCAGUUGAAAUGGCUGUUUAUGAAGAAUUCGGUCGCAUUAUCCCAGGAUUUGCUUCAAGUCCACCUGGAACUAAUACAUCCACUUCAUCAUCACUUUUACCUCCUGCAACUUUAAAUUCACUUACACCGAAUCAACCACCAAUUUCUCCAUCUGCUGUAAAUUCAGCCGCUACUAUGGCUGCAUAUCUUCAGUUGUCUGCGACACAGAAACAACAGCUUUCUUCUGCUGGCCUACUUCAACGACAGGCGGUUGCUCCGACUGCUGCCGCUGCUGGUGUUGUAGGCAGUGCAUCUGGAGCGUUUGUGAAACCACCUUAUUCAUCAACUGUUGGAUCUCAACAGCAACAACAAUCAGCUCCUUAUCAGGCCCCAUUGGCAGGUUUAUUUGACAAGAUUAUUGGACAAAUUGAGCGUCAUUUAGUCGCUAUAUCUGGAAGAUUACGUCCUGCAAACGAUCCAAUGUGUCGAUCGCUACGUUGUCUAAUCGAUGCUAUCCACUUGGCCAAGUCUAGUCGUGAUACAAAUAUCGCCAGCAAUGUGAUUACUGUGAUGGUGCAAAGUUUUCUGGAACAUUAUCGACCAAGUUAUUGGCGUGACCAGCCUCGUGGCUUGGAGACAAUGGAACAUCUUAAAGAGGCUCAUAUGCUUACUCUACGGCAUUUGUUGUCCUUCGAACAAUCUCCAUUCGGUUAUGCAUGGGUUACGCGUCAAGUAACAUUUACAUGGAUUCAUCUAGAUGGUGGAAGCGGUAACCAGACUUCAAUACCUUUAUCAUCAUCAAAUACUGGUGGCGGUGUGCCAACCUCUGAUACCCUACAAAAUCAGGAGGGUGAUUUAAAAUCUACCAGUGAAAAGACUCAACUCGAUAUGACAGAUGCAGCUAAUUGGGCAAGCUCUGGUUGGAAACAGUUCACCGAGAACAAUGGUAUCAAUCCUGGUACCUAUGAGAAUCGUUUUGGUCCAAUUAAAUGGAAUUGGGAAGCAUUUGCUGAACUCUUAAGAGUUCAUGUUAUCUAUUUCUCUCAAAUUGAUGCCUAUCUCUCUCAAGAAGUAUCAAAAGGUCAUUCAGCAGCAAUUACCUUUGUCAUUGAUCUAUUAGAUCAUUUUAUUCUGCCUAGUCCAACUGGUACAUCAUUAGGUGCUGCUGCAGCAGCAGCUGCGAGUUAUGCUCGUGCUAACACCUCGUCGUCGUCAAACUCAAUCGAAUCCUAUCCUCUUGGUUUAAGGCUACGACUGGCGUGUGCACGUUUACGUGGUCUAUUGGACUUGGGACUUAUGGAACAAUCACCACUAUUCAAUGUUGGUGGUAGUGGUGCUGGUGGUCCAUCGGCGGCGUCGACUAUCAGUGCAUUGUAUGCUGGAUGCAGUCAAGCGCAUGAAUUCGAUGAUCCACCUAAUCUCCAAGAGAAAGUUGAACUGAUCAUGAGAAAUUGGAUUGAAAUCUACCAGAGUCCUAAACAACGUGAUCCAGCUACUAUUGAAGCUUUAAUAAGCCAACUGACACAAAUUGGUGUACUACCCAAUAUUCAUAAUUCUACUCGAUUUUUACGAUUAGCUACUAUAUUUGUGAUUGAAAGAGCCUUGAAACAGUUGAAAUUGCAAGAACAACAGCAACAACACCAAUAUCAACAACACGCUCAAAUACCUAACGGUAGUGCUGCUACUGGUAACGGUAGUACUGCCAACGGAGCAGCCAAUCCAGCUAUCAAUCGUGUUGCCGCCUACGUGGAGUUAGAUGCUUAUGCUCGUCUAGUCACUAUCAUUGUUAGUCAGUUAGACGAAACACCUCAAGGGGAAUAUCCUAAUGCUAAGGUUGCAUUGUUGAACAAAGUGUUGGGGCUAAUCGCUGGCACAUUACUUCAAGAGCAUGAAGUUCGUCGUGAUUUAUUUCACCCUAUGCCGUUUGAACGCCUGCUGGUUAUGUUGUUUGUGGAAUUACAAUCGCCAAGCGCAUUCCCAGCAAUACUUCCAUUCCCAAUCGGUAUUUCACCAAGAUCCGAUGAUGGUGGCAAUAUUCAUCAAAACAUUGAGACAGAUAAAAGCGAACAAAGCGAUAUUAGUGGUAGUGAUGCUCGAACUGCAGCCUCAUCGUUGAAGUCACUGGGUCCACUCACCCUUCAACAACAAUUACCUCUUAUCUUUUGUCAUUUGUUACACUGUUUACGACCGGAGAAAGCGACUGCAUUUGUAUUCUCAUGGCUUGAAAUGUUAGCGCAUCGUUGGUUUGUUGGACGUAUUCUCUGUGCUCCUGGGCCACCGAAACUUCGUGCUGCCUAUCAGGCAAUGUAUGCUCAAUUGUUAACUGAUUUACUAAAAUUUUUGGGUUAUUUCCUGCAGAAUGCUUUAAUGCCAAAACCGAUUCAGUGUUUAUACAAAGCAACUUUACGGUUGCUGUUGGUGUUAAUACAUGAUUUUCCUGACUUUGUCUCAGAUUAUUAUGCAUUGUUCUGUGAUGUUGUCCCGUCAAACUCUAUUCAAAUGCGUAAUAUUAUCUUGUCAGCUCUUCCGAAACGUGGCAUUCCGUCGGCUGAUCCUUUACAGGCUCCUCCAGUUGAUCACUUGGCAUCACUUGAAGAUCCUACUGGAUAUUGUAUGGAGGCUGGAUCUCGACUUCCAGAGCCAAUGCGAUGUGAAUUGGACGCCUAUCUUACUACACGAGCUCCUGUAAAAUUGUUGAGUGAAUUAGUCACUAUGCUGAGACGUGCUGAUGAUAUAAUGCCACCAUUACCACCGCCUCAAUUCGCCUAUCAUCCACAGCAACAGGCUAGACAUCAACAAGCUCUUGCAGCGUAUGCUGUAGCGCUGGCCGCCAAUGAUGUUGGCAGCUCAACAAACUCUAUGAAUAAAGGCGAAGAAGUGAAGUCCAGCGACGAUCAUUUCACAACGAAUCAAUCAGGCAACAAAACAGUUGGAAAGACUGGUACAUCAGAGUCGUGGGAAGCAAAUCCGUCUGACACUAGUGGUAGUAGUAGUAGUGAUACACUAACUAGUGGAGGAACUGGAUCGACAAGAUCUGCUACUGCCGCCUUGCCCAGUACUGUAAAUGGAAGUUCUAGUGCCGCUUUAGCUGCUCUACUAUGGGGUGUACGUGCUACACAACAAUUGGCAACAUUUGGUCUCGCUGAUGGCAUGCAUUAUAAUAUUGAAUUAAUGACAAAUUUAACGCUGUAUGUUUGUAUCACAGCGAUACGUAGUCUACGUGAGAAAGGAAUGCCUUUGAAUAUGAGCACUAUUGCACAUACUCCACAAAUGGAUAUUAUACAAAGUCUAGUUUUAAAUCUUGAUAAUGAAGGUCGUUAUCUCCUGCUGAAUUGUAUGGCAAAUCAACUUCGUUAUCCAAAUUCGCACACGUAUUACUUCAGUUAUACCAUAUUGUAUCUAUUCUCUGAACAAUCUAAGGAACAAGUAAAGGAACAAAUAAGUCGUGUUCUCAUGGAAAGAUUAAUUGUUAACCGGCCACAUCCAUGGGGAUUAUUAAUGACUAGUGCAGAAUUAUUGCGUAAUCCAGCUUAUCGGUUUUGGGAACAUGAAUUCGCUAGAUGUAAUCCAGAGAUUGAAGCAAUUGUGACAAUCGUUGCUCGUAGUUGUAUACCAAAUUUUCAAAUUCCUAAUGUUGUUGUAAAUUCGUCUCCUGAUGUCUGUACCACCUCCGGUGUUGUUUCAUCUGGAUUACGUUAUGCUCUGUCGUCGUCGUCAUCAGGUCCUGCUGCUGCUACUUCAACUGCUGAAGGUUCAAUGUGA